Molecule: messenger RNA, 1349 nt
Organism: Drosophila yakuba
Lineage: Eukaryota; Metazoa; Arthropoda; Insecta; Diptera; Drosophilidae
Product: motile sperm domain-containing protein 2
Exons: 3
Coding region: 563-1288 (241 amino acids)
Source: RefSeq, a predicted model, not a curated record
UGGGGGCAAGCCACAAGGAAUUUUCACAGCUACAAGAUACAAAGAUACAGGAAGCCAGUGGAUACGUCACAUAUCGCAAAGAAAACCACAGCUAGAAUCAUAAAAACCAAGUUCCCGAAGAACAAACCCCAUAAACAUUGCCAGUUCCCCCGUUUGUUCCGCUUAUCGCAAUUGACGGCGUCCCCUUGCCCCCCUCCCUCGCUUUUUUCUGCGGGCUCCAAUAUUGAUUAAAGAACGGGAGGCAUGCGGUUGCCCCACCCAGUGCCCCCCACCCGCAUUGAGUCAUUUAAAUGAUCGUCUGAAAGCAGAGCACAAUUGGAGAACACAUGAAAACGCUCUCGACGCGAGCGCAACGACGAGCUGCUUGUCAGUCGAUGAUUAGCGCGCUCACAGGUCAGACAUCCCGCUCCCAGAUUAAGAACUCGGUCUUCCCCCCCAGAACUCGGUGAAAUUCGUAUCAACUUGGGAGUAGUUUACUCAGGGGGUAGAUAAGAAAUUGAUAUAAAUUUGAAGUCCGCUGCAGGGGACAUUUCAAUUGGCUCACGCAAAUCCAAGCAGCAACAUGCCUUCCGAUCAGGAUCCAACUCCGGAGCAGAUAAGCCAGGUUAAGAGUAGCAUUCUGCAGAAACUGGAGCAAGAGCCACCAGCAGAACCAUUCCAUCCCAACGACCUGAAGCGAAUUACGGACAGUGACCUUUGGAUCACCAAGCUGCUGCAGGUCUAUGACUUCGAUGUGGAGAAGUGCAUCACACGGCUGUGGUCCAACCUCGCCUGGCGGCAAAGCUUUGGAGUUUAUGACCUCACAGAGAAGAGCCUUAACCAGGAGUAUUUGAACGAUGGCUCCAUCUUUGUGCACAACAAGGACAAGGAUGGUAAACCCCUGCUGAUCCUCACCAUCAACAAGCACUCGAAGAGCCGAAAUCAGGAGGAGCUCCUGCGAGUGAUUGUCUUCUGGAUUGAGCGAUUGCAGCGGGAGAGUAACCUGGAUAAGAUUACCAUUUUCAUGGACAUGACUGGGACCGGUCUGAGCAACUUGGACCUGGACUUCAUCAAGAGUAUUAUCGGAGUGUUCGAGACCAAGUAUCCCUAUGUGCCCAACUACAUACUGGUGCAUGAUUUGCCUUUCCUGCUAAAUGCUGCCUUUAAAAUUGUGAAGACUUUUCUGCCCGCCGAAGCGCUAAAGAUCCUGAAGGUGACCACCAAAAAGGACAUCGAUCAGUAUGUGGACAAGGAUAACUGCCUGAAAAUCUGGGGCGGCAAUGAUGACUACGUUUACAAAUUUGCCUAAAAUAUUGCACCUUCAACUUUGUAUUAUAGUGUAAAUAUUAAUACGAUAUUUAUUGAACACA